AUGGGACUCCCCUCCAGCGGCACCGCGGGGGGCUGGGGCUGUCGGGAUGAGCCAGGCCCGGGUGGUGUGGGGCCGUGCGACCGGAGGACAACAGGCGGAGAGAGAAGACGGCCCUGGGGAGAAACUGGAGUGAUGAUGAUGGACUCCAGAUGGAUUACAGAGAAAAGCAAAGCCAGGAAGAUGCCAAGGAAGCAGAAGGAAGCAGAGAAACGAAUGGAGAGAAGGUGUUGGAGAGACUGA
Molecule: messenger RNA, 240 nt
Organism: Rangifer tarandus platyrhynchus (Svalbard reindeer)
Lineage: Eukaryota; Metazoa; Chordata; Mammalia; Artiodactyla; Cervidae
Source: the annotation of a GenBank genome assembly